CUGCUGCUGAGACUGAGGGCCGAGGAGCGAGUCACCCGGCAACGAUUAACAGUUGAGGUACUGAUCGAAUUCUGCUCUUCUUCAAUGAGGAACUACAGGCUGAUCUUCUGCCAUAACCUCAAGCAACCAUAAAUGACAAAAGAAUGCUUGGUCAGUAAGGGUAGCUGGCGUAGAAAAUAUUUUAUAAACAUAGGUGUUUAAGUGCUCUGAGAAAGACAGCUUUGGUAUUGGGCUGCAUAAAGAUAUGAGGAAGAGCUCCUCCCCUUCCUUGAGUAACUGCAACUCCGUUCUCGCUAACAAAAUAUUUGGAAUUCCACUUGAUGAACUGCAGCAGGAAGGACAGCCAGGCAAUGAAGUUCCAUUCAUAGUUCGCCAUGUUGUGGAAUAUAUUGAGGAACAUGGAGGUCUAGAGCAAGAAGGACUUUUUCAAGUCAAUGGGAAUGCAGAAACAGUUGAGUGGCUUCGGCAAAGAUAUGAUAACGGAGAAGAUGUGGACCUGGUUAAAGAAGCAGAUGUACCUUCAGCUAUUAGUCUUCUUAGAUUUUUUCUUCAAGCACUUCCAGAACCAGUUAUUCCUGGCACUCUACAUAUGCAUUUGAUACAACUUUCUCAAGAUUAUAGUGAAGAUGAAUUUGGGAGAAAGUUGAGGUUCCUCUUGCAGCAGCUGCCACCUCUUAAUUACAGUUUGUUAAAAUUUCUGUGUAGAUUUUUAGCUAAUGUAGCAUCACAUCAUGAAGAGACUUGGUCUGCAAGUUCUUUGGCUGCAGUUUUUGGUCCUGAUGUCUUUCACGUUUACACAGAUGUGGAGGAUUUGAGAGAGCAAGAACUAGUUAGCAGAGUUAUGGUGGGACUGUUAGAGAAUUAUGAUGAACUCUUUGAAAAUGAAGAGGAGGAUUUCUCUUCUAAUGAUUUAAGUUCAAUUACUGAGCAGAUAAAUGAUCUAUUGGAUGAUGAUGUAAAGCUUGACCAGCCAGAAAUGCCAGAAGAAGAAGAAAAUAUGGAAGACCCAGAAUAUAAGCAAGAUAUAGAGCCUCGAGAUAUGAUGGAGAGCAUCUUGGAGUCAUGCAGCGUUGCAGCUUCAACAAGUGCUCAUCUCUCCCCCUUAAGCAUCUUGCCAGCUUCUGCAGACAUCUUGGAAAGAACAAUUAGAGCAGCUGUAGAACAACACCUCUUUGAUCUGCAGAGCAGCAUAGAUCAAGAUCUCAAGAAUUUACAGCACAGAAGGGUGUGUCAUGAAGCAAAUAUUGAGGGAGAUGAAGAAGGAUCUAACAACCAUAGGAGUCAUACAGAAAAGAAUGUUACUAAAGAUGGUGAGAAUUUUGGAGACUGCUCUGAAACAGUGGAUUGCACUAAUUUAGAUAAUGAAGUUCUACAGCCUGAUUCUGUAUUUGAAGAAGAAGACAAUAAUCAGGUAGCAGGCAUAUUGUUGAAGCCAUGUAAUGGAGGAGGAGAAGCCGAAGGGUCUCUUGGAGAUACGCAAGAUUGUGCAUCAUUCGAUGAUGGCGACAAAAUGACUUCACAUGUGGUUCUGGGUUUUGAUAGCAAGAUUUGUGAUCCAAAUGCCUAUACUGAAUCAGGAGAACUGAAAAACAGAAAUAACAAUGCUCCAGAAGCAACACUGUAUGUCCCUGUGCCACAUCUAGAUUUGAAGAAUGUGAAUGAUGGUGACAAUUGGGAAGCGCCAUGCCCUAUCACUUUUCCCCUCAUUGAUUUCAAAACAAUGCAUCUACAGAGAGAAGGGGAGGAGCCGUUUCCUGCUUUUAAAUCUUGGCAGGAAGACAGUGACUCUGGAGAAGCUCAGCUUUCUCCACAAGCUGGAAGAAUGAAUCAUCCUUUGGAAGAGGACAAUCAUCCAGUAUUGUCACAUCGGAGUCUGGAUUUUGGGCAAAGCCAGCGUUUUCUACAUGAUCCAGAAAAAAUAGAUGCAUCUAAAGCACUUUCAUUUGUUAGAACUCGAAGAGCGUCAUUUAGUAGCUCUAAGGAUGACAGAAGGGAAGACAAGACUCCUUAUCAGCUAGUGAAAAAGUUGCAGAAAAAAAUCAGGCAAUUUGAGGAACAGUUUGAAAAAGACAAAAACUUUAAGCCCUCAUAUACUGAUAUCGCAGCAAAUCCAAAGGUUUUAAAGUGGAUGACAGAGCUUACCAAAUUGAAAAAGCAAAUAAAAGAUGCAAAGCACAAAAGCUCAGAUGGAGAAUUCAUACCUCAGUCACGGCCACGAAGCAACACACUUCCAAAAAGCUUUGGCUCCUCUCUGGACCAUGAAGAUGAAGAAAACGAAGAUAAUCAGCAGGUUGCUCAGAAAGAGAAGAAACCUACCAAGGAGGCCACAGUUGAGCUCAUUUUAAAAAGACUGAAGGAAAAACGAAUUGAAAGAUGCCUACCAGAUGAUAUAAAAACAAUGACAAAGGACAAUCUGGCGGAAGAAAAAACUUCACUCCAAAAAAGUCUCCUGUACUAUGAAAGCCAGCAUGGGCGACCGGUUUCCAGAGAAGAAAGGCAUGCUGUUAAACCCCUCUAUGACAGAUACAGGCUUGUGAAACAAAUGUUGACUCGAGCAAGCAUUACUCCCAUCCUUGGAUCACCAUCAACCAAGAGACGCAGCCAAAUGUUACAACCUAUCAUAGAAGGAGAAACAGCCCACUUUUUUGAAGAAAUUAAGGAAGAGGAAGAAGAUGGUGAUCUGUCAUCAGAACUGACUGAUCUCCUGAAAUCUAGUGCCCAGAUGCAGUCUGUUAAUACUAGCCCAGUUGAAAACUCAGAAUCUGAUGUUGAAGAAAGUCAAGAGAAAUUGACUCGAGAGCUUCGCCUGUCUAGUACCCGUGCAGCUUCCAUGCCUGAAUUAUUGGAACAACUUUGGAAAGCCAGAGCUGAGAAAAAGAAAUUGCGCAAAACACUACGGGAAUUUGAAGAGGGAUUUUAUCAGCAAAAUGGAAGGAAUGUUCAGAAAGAAGAUCGGGCUCCCAUGCUUGAUGAGUACAGAGAGUACAAGAAAGUUAAGGCCAAACUUCGGCUUCUUGAAGUUCUCAUCAGCAAACAAGAUUCUUCAAAGUCAAUAUAAGUUAUGUUUCUUCAUAACACUGAAAGGUUGUUUUCAUAUGCUGUCAUAGUACUUGUUAGGUGUUUGCUUUGUCUUGUGCAGUUGAAAGAAUGCCGUUUUUGUACACUUCAUUAUGGUGCCACAUUUGAAAGGCAAGUAGGUCCUAUCUAGAGAGCUAAUGAAAAUCUUACCAAUUCGAGACAGUCCAACUUUAGCAAACACAGUUUUCUUCUCUUUUUUUAUUAUUACAUGUGAAUCUUGUUCCCAAAAGACUGUAGAACAAUAACCGUUCAAAAACUCUGGACCUGCUAUCUUCGUUUUGUCUGCAUUUCUUAGUGUAACACAGAAACUACUCAAUUGCCUUUUUCUUAUGGGGAACAAUGGCAGCAAAUUAAGAACACGACUGUGUUCUUGGGCACCAAAACUGAACUGAGAUGCCUUUCAGAGGAUAGCCAUGGAAUAACGUUGUUUGGUUUCAAAUGACAUCUGUCAUGUAAUAGAAUGGUUUAUGGCCUGUGGAAAUUGCAACUUAAAACUCCCAUUUGCUCUUCAAUUUCAGAUUACAAUGGACAAACCAGAAAGUGACCUUGCUUGUUGUAUUUUAAAAACUUGGAAAACUGAAUAUUUAUAUCACAUAUUGCCUACAAGACUUGCAUAACUGUUAACGUAUCAGUUAAUCAGCUAAUGGUGACCUAGCGUGUGGUCUGAAUUGGAUCCUGCAUCGUAUCCUUGAUGGGGAGAAUGUGAUGGUGCUGUACAGCUUCAGCAGGCCUGUGUUAAUUAUCUAACUCUGCUGUAUCUGAAAUAAGUGUAUUUUAUCAAGGGCUACAACCAAUAUAGUUAACGUGAUGGUCUUAAGAUGGAGUCAGCUUUGAAGGGAGCCUUUCUGCUAUGUCACUGUUCGAGAAAUGGAAAGCAAAGUGAUUUAACCUUUGGUAUUAAGCAGGUAUCAUAUGAUUCUUGCAUGAUACAGCUUCAGAACUGAAACAUUUUUUGGUAAUGUUUACCUUGUCUAAUGUUGAUGACACAACAGCCUUUAAUGUUUUUCUUUUCAAAUAUGGCAA
This is a messenger RNA of Euleptes europaea (tarantolino), 4101 nucleotides long. It is a transcript of the gene FAM13B, whose product is annotated as family with sequence similarity 13 member B. Gene Ontology annotation, biological process: signal transduction. The record is from RefSeq and is a predicted model, not a curated record. The transcript is spliced from 24 exons. The coding region runs from base 245 to 3058 and encodes 937 amino acids. NCBI's taxonomy places the organism in Eukaryota, Metazoa, Chordata, Lepidosauria, Squamata, Sphaerodactylidae.